Messenger RNA from Pimephales promelas (fathead minnow), 5043 nucleotides. It is a transcript of the gene ccdc186, whose product is annotated as coiled-coil domain containing 186. Gene Ontology annotation, biological process: vesicle cytoskeletal trafficking. Gene Ontology annotation, molecular function: small GTPase binding. Gene Ontology annotation, cellular component: trans-Golgi network. The record is from RefSeq and is a predicted model, not a curated record. NCBI's taxonomy places the organism in Eukaryota, Metazoa, Chordata, Actinopteri, Cypriniformes, Leuciscidae.
UUCGCAAUUUUUCGCUAUCAGUGCAGGGGCCAUAUUGUUGAUGUGUCACCUCGGGAGGAGAUCACUUACACGGGCUUGACUCUCACUAUUUAUCACUACAGCUGGUGUAUGGCAUUUUAAAUGGAUUUAACAUAACCGUGCCAGUUGCUGAAGGAGAUCAUGGAGCAGUUGGAUUGUCAGAGUGAACUGACCCCUGUCUCUGACCCCUCACAAAGUUCAGAGGUCAACAUGGUUCCGGAUGGGUCAACCUAUGUCCUCAGCAAUGAGGGUGAACCUGUUUUAAAAGAACAGGAUGAAGACACUGAGCUGGACAGUCUUGAGCUGGAUGGUACUCUUCCAGGUAGUGUGGACAGAGGAGGUCACACAGAGGUUCAGCCAGAGGAUGGAUCUGGAGGACAAGCACAGGGUGAUGGGAACACUAGCUGUGACAGUGGAACAGCCUCCAUUGAUGAUGCCAGGACACCAAUAGCUGUCCACGACAGUGUUGUAGAAUCACUUCCCGCUGUUUUUGAUGGAGAACUCGGAUGUUCUGGCAUUGAGGAACCAGCAGGGGUGGUUCCAGAAUCAGACAGUGGGACUCAGAAUGAGGUAGAGGAAUCUUCUCCAUCUGUUCUGAAUGGGACAGAUGAUUUUUCAUCCACAGAGUUUGAUGCAUUUAAUGGGCCAACAGAACUUAACGGACCUCCUUUGACUUCUACACCAGCUGGUCAGGGUGAGGAACUGCCAGAUGUUGUUUCAGUACCACUUAACUCACAAUCCAACUCCAACAUGAACCCAUAUGACACGGACUGCAGCAGGAAGCUGAUGUCUGAGAUCCAACGCUCUUUGUCUCAGGAGUCUCUACUGGAUGAGCUGGAAGAUGAGCUGUUGAACAGUCAGUCAGAGGGCCUCCGAAAGGGACAUCCUUCCAAUGGACUACAGAAGGACCAGAACUCCAUGGCUUUGUUUGAGAAGUGUGUACAGUACAAGUACUCCCAACAAGAGAAAGCCAUCAAGAGGUUGCUUGAUGAGAAUAAGAAACAUCAGGAGCUGAUUCUGGGCAUCUGCUCCGAGAAAGACAACAUGAGGGAUGAGCUGAAGAAGAGGAUAGAGACGGAGAAACAGCAUCAUUGCACUAUUAAGAAGUUUGAAAGCCGGGUGGAGGAACUAAUGAAGGAACUAAAAGACUCUAGAGACAAACUGGUUCACCAGGAUCAGGCUGCUAAGAAUGCCAUCCAGCAGAUGCAGAGGGAUAUUGCCUAUAGGCUUGAACAGGCCAAUAAGAAAUGUGAGGAGGCUCGUCAGGAGAAGGAGACAAUGGUGAUGAAGUAUGUUCGAGGUGAAAAGGAAGCACUGGACCUGCGGAGGGAGAAGGAACAGCUGGAGAAGAAGCUACGGGAGGCCACAACGGAAGUAGACAAGCAGGCCAGACGAGGAAACACGCUGGCCCAGGAAAAAGGCCGCCUGCAGCAGCUCUAUGAUGCCAAGGAGAAUGAGGUGACGAGACUUUCCCGUGAACUGGAGAAAGUCAAGGAAGAAAUCAAUUCUCAUGUCAUCAAAGUAAAGUGGGCUCAGAACAAAUUGAAGACUGAAACGGAUGCUCACAAGGAAACAAAGGACCGGUUAAGAGAAACCACCGCCAAGCUCACUCAAGCAAAAGAAGAGACUGAACAGAUUCGCAAAAACUGCCAGGACAUGAUCCGCACGUACCAGGAAUCUGAGGAGAUUAAGUCAAAUGAAUUGGAUGCAAAACUACGAGAGACCAAAGGAGAGCUGGAGAAGCAAAAACAAGAGCAAACAGACCAUCUAGAGAUGCACAAGGCCAAGAUUAAGGAGUUGGAGGAUCUCAAGAGGACUUUUAAGGAAGGCAUGGAUGAACUGACCACCCUCCGGACCAAGGUUAAGUGUCUGGAGGAUGAACGGCCCCGCUGGGAAGAUGAACUCUGCAAAUACAGAGAGAUCAUUAACAGACAGAAGGCUGAGAUUCAGAACCAGAGGGAAAAACUCUCUGCCAUCACUAGACUAGAGGAGCAGCACCAGAGGGAUGAUCAGGAAAUUGCAUCCUUGCGGGAGGAGGUGGAGAAUCUGAACUCUCAGAUAACUGACCUGCAGAGGGACAUUGAAGGCAGCAGGACGAGAGAGGCAGAGCUACUGGGCUUUACUGAGAAACUCACCAGUAAAAAUGCUCAGCUCCAGUCUGAGAACAACAGCUUACAGGCCCAGCUGGACAGAUUGAACAAUGACUCCAGAGAGCUGCACAGCAAACUAGAGGAGACAGAGAGAUCCCUCUCUGAAAUGACUGAAAGGUUGAAGACAGAGGUGCAAAAGAGACAAGAGGAAGUUUUGGCGUUGCAGACGGAGAGAAUGUCAUUGCAGACGGAGACGUCACAACUAAAGACGCGUGUGGAGGAGUUACGAGACGAACUGGUCACUCAGAAGAGAAAACAGACGGCCAACAUCAAAGACCUCACCAAGCAGCUCACGCAGGCUCGUAAGAAGCUGGAUCAGGUGGAGAAUGGAGGAUGUGAUCGAGAGGGCAGCAGUAUGGGCAGCCGCUCCAGUUCCUCAGGCUCUCUAAACGCACGGGGUAGCAGUAUGGAUGAUCGCUCUCCGGAGAAUCAGUCCGGUUCAUCUGUGGUAGUGGUGGACAGCUUUCCUGAAGUGGACAAAGCUGUGCUGGUGGAGCGUAUCGUCCGGCUGCAGAAAGCACAUGCUCGUAAGAAUGAAAAGAUUGAAUUCAUGGAGGACCACAUCAAACAACUGGUGGAGGAGAUCAGGAAAAAGACAAAGAUUAUCCAAAGUUACGUGCUCAGAGAAGAGACUGGAGCUCUGUCUUCAGAAGCCUCAGACUUAAACAAAGCUCACUUGAUCCGGAGGGGUGGCAUCAUGGCCUCGCUGUACACCUCCCACCCCGCCGACAGCGGCCUCACUCUCGACCUCUCGCUGGAAAUCAACCGAAAACUCCAGGCUGUGUUGGAGGACACCCUGCUCAAAAACAUCACACUGAAGGAAAAUCUCCAGACGCUGGGUUCGGAGAUCGAACGACUAAUCAAGCAGCAAAGGGUGCCGGAUGAUACAGCCGGAAGGAAGUGAAGUCAGCUGAAGAGAUGGCUGUUACAGUAAACAGCACACGCUGUUCAACUGAGCCUGACACAAAACGCUUGAGGACAAAACAGUUCUCAUUUGAUCAGACAAGAUCAGUCUGAAACAUACACUGGAAACACAGUUUGUGGUGAAGACUGAACUGCGCCAGAGAUACUCGUGUGACAAAUGAAUGAAAAGCACAGAGGUUACCAAGAGUCUGUGCUCACUUUUCUUCUUCACAUCGUGCCCAACAUCCACCAUUCCUCUCUUCACCGUCCUCUGUGAUGUAGCCGGCUCAUCUGUGCCUUGAUGAGUCAAGUUCAUCUGGUUCAGAGCAGAAUUGCAGUACUAUAUCCAACGACCCGAUGUGUGAAGUUGGGUAGAUGAGUGAAUAUUCUAAUAAAUGUGACCCCACGCUCUUUUUGAAGAACAAAAUACGCUGGACUAAUGGAGACCUGCAGAUUGUGCAGCUCUUUAGAGGCUUUCAGAGGCUUUUCCUCUAUUCACGACGUCGCAGGUUAAUGGCUGCUCCUCCUCGCUCUCAUUUCCCCCUCAUGCAAACGUGCCAAUUAAUGAAUGUAUUAUGUAAUGAAAAGGACCCUUGUAUGUAAUCCCACACGCUCUGACCCAAGAGAGUGGGCAACAUUCCCCGUUCGCGCUGCUGCUAGGUUACCGCUACGCCCGGAUAGCGUUAUCUCUCAUAAAGCACUUAGGCGAGAAGGCCCAUGCCAAAAAGUACAGUUCUUGCUCUGUCUCAUUAUGAAGUUAAAAACAUUAUUCAGAAUGAUUAACUUCAUCUUAGAAAGGUUGAUCCAUCUUGGGCUAGUCUUAAGGGAGCUUGCAUUUUUAUUAUCAGUUUGUUUUAUCUGGAUUAAGUUGUAAUUAAAUGUUGUUAUUUUCCCCCCCAUUUUCUUCCCCCCUUCUACCUCGGCUUGUGUUUUUUUGUUGUUGAAACAAGCUUGUAACUGUUUUAUGUUCCAUCUUUUUUUUCUUUUCUUUCUAUGACGUUGCAAAGCUACUUUUGAGAGAGUAACAUCCCCAUGAAAUGGAGACAUUGUAAAUAUUAAGGGCAAAAGUGCAAUUUUAACCCCCUUUUUGUUUGUUUGACUGAGCCAUAAUCACCCUGGCCAGCGUCCCAUCUAAGACUCCUGAAAAAUAUCCCGUUAACAUCCAAUUCCGUGGUGAUGUAACCAUAUGGUAUGCAAUAUCAUGCAGAGCUGAAUCCAUUCCUACCCAUGAAUUGCGACUGCUGUAGGCUUCGCUGUUCUGAUUUCGACUCCGUCCCUUCUUUCAGGGGUGCAUGAUGAGGAAUUGCACCAUCGGGAUUCAGCUGAUGGAUUUUUCACUUUCACCUGUAGAGCUUGUAAAAGACAGACAUGCAUUGAUUGGCAGGUCUCAGCCAGUUUACCAACCAUUUUAGUGCCAUUCUCACUGGGUUUUCUCCCGCUUGAGUCACUAUUGAAAGUAAAAUCAUGCCAUACACUGUGAUAAAGGGUUUAUAAUAACACGGCUCACUGCGAUAUAAGCUUGUCAAGGUCAUAUCAGCUGUUCCAACUCGAGAGCCUGUAUUGUAGCUUUCAGUUCUCCCAAAUCCUAAACACAUUGCUCACAUUCCGGAAAACGCAGGAUGAAGGAAAUUAUGCAAUGCUAUCAGAAAAAAAAGCAUUUACACACAGCCCUUAAUGGCGAAAUGAAGACUCACUAAUCUGUUGAUAAUUUGUCAGUGUACUUUACAUUCAUAAUUUAUUUAAUGUCUCAAAAUAGAAGAAAGAUCUCUUGAAGUAUGUAUGUUUGUGAAUGGUGAAUUGAAAUUGAAAAGGAAAAAAAUGAUGUGUUUAUUCUGUUUGUGGUCUGUAACCUGUCCUCUGCUUGAUUGUAUAGUGAGUGAAACUGUGAUUAUAAACUUGUAGAUAUAUUGUACAAUGGUCCAAUGUUUUUAAACUUCUGGAGUCUUCUGUUCUGUAUAUAUGGCGUUUAAAG